This is a messenger RNA of Chanos chanos (milkfish), 1107 nucleotides long. It is a transcript of the gene mettl24, whose product is annotated as methyltransferase like 24. NCBI's taxonomy places the organism in Eukaryota, Metazoa, Chordata, Actinopteri, Gonorynchiformes, Chanidae. The coding region runs from base 1 to 1107 and encodes 368 amino acids. The record is from RefSeq and is a predicted model, not a curated record. The transcript has 5 exons.
AUGCUUAAGGAGAAACUGAACAGGUGUGCGCUGCUCCGUCUCUGCCUCCUCCUCUCCGCCGUGUGCCUGUGCCUUCACCUUUAUGUGGAGUUGAUGGGGUUUGGAUGGAGGGGUUGGAAGAGGGGUACGCCGGUGCCCCUCUCCCCAAAACGACCCCCACGGGACAGGAGGGGUCCGACGGCUACCCGCCCCGCGUCUAACGCGGCCAAGAGGACGGUGUCCUAUGUACUCGUGCCAAAGAGGGACCCGGGGGUCGCCAAGGCAACAGGGGCAUCAAUUGAUCCUGUGCCCACAUCCACGCGUCUACACAGACAGGUUCCCAGGUGGCGUAUUGAACUGGAGCCGUGGGCCAGUGACAGACACAGCCUGGAGGACGAGGCCCAGAGAUUCCUCAACUAUAUUACCACACCACAGGUGAUCUGUGAGGAUCCAGAUCCGAGGGUGAAGCUACUGCAGGAGAUCCAUGAGGGAACACAGAACCCCUGGCUGCUGUGUCUGGAUGGACGAUACAGUUUGGCUCGACGCGUCUACAGCAAACACUGUCGAGUCUAUUCCCUGGGUCUGGGGUUGGAGGAGAAGCAUUUGGAGCGGUUGCUAGCCCAUGCCGGCUGCGAGGUCCAUUGUUUUGACCCCAGUAUUAGAGAGGCUCAUCUUCAGGACGCCGACAUGUGGCUUCACCGGCUCUCUGUGGACUGGCGGGAUCCUAACCCAGCAAUUCCCCUUAAGAGACAGCACAGCAGCACCAAGAAGCUGGCCACCAUCCUCAAUGACUUUGGCCACAGGGAGGUAGAUGUGUUAAAAGUGGACAUGGAGAGUGCAGAAUGGAAGAUUCUGGAAAAUCUCAUUCUGGAAGGAGUGUUGCGCUCGGUAGGCCUAUUGCUCCUUGAGGUUCACCUUCACUGGGCAGGCUUCGAAGUGGGCGGAGACGAACCUUCCGUGGUUCGCUAUUGGUUCAGCCUGCUGAGGGAAUUGGAGCAUGCUCAGUUUCUUCUUUACCACAGCGCCAGAGACCCUACCAAACCACGCCUUUUCCUGCACAGAAACCUGUUCAAUGCUAGCAGCACCUACACCCUGGGCUGGGUAAACACACAGUGGCCACCACGGUGA